GCAAGAGUAAAACAAAUAAGCCUUACCACAAUUGGCAGUUAGAUACUAUUAAAAAUGAACAGAAUGCUGUCAAACAGGUUUCCAUACAUUGCAGUGAACAAUAAAAACUACCAAAAAAUAUGUAAAUUACACACAACAUCAUUUAGCAGAGCAGCUUUUAAGGCGGGUGAUAAAAUAAGAAUACAGAAAACAUUGACGCAAAAGGAUUUGGAUACAUUCUCAAAUCUUACAAGUGACCAUAAUUACUUGCACAAAAAUAAUGGUAACAAGAGGCCGAUAGUGCAUGGAGCCUUUCUAAAUGGCCUGGUGGCUGGUCUGAUUGGAACACAUCUACCUGGCCCGGGUACCAUUCUUGUCUCACAAACAAUGAAGUUUCCUAACAAGUGUUUUGUAGGCGAGAAGUUAACAAUUAGCGUCGAACUUGUUGAUGUACGAAAAUUGUUGAAAGUUAAAUUCUUCUGUGUCGUGGAAGAAGAAAAGAAGGUUGUAUUCGAAGGAGAAGCAAAGCUGAUGUUAGUGAAGGACUCUUAGAAAUAAGAUGCAUUUAUAUAUAGGUUUAUUGUAACACUCAAAUUAAUUUAAACAUUACACUAAGAAGUGUAUUACAGUAUAAAUACUACAAAUAAAGCAAGUGAGAUUAACAAUGUUGUAAGGAUUUUA
Molecule: messenger RNA, 660 nt
Organism: Colias croceus (clouded yellow)
Lineage: Eukaryota; Metazoa; Arthropoda; Insecta; Lepidoptera; Pieridae
Product: hydroxyacyl-thioester dehydratase type 2, mitochondrial-like
Exons: 1
Coding region: 55-531 (158 amino acids)
Source: RefSeq, a predicted model, not a curated record